Molecule: messenger RNA, 816 nt
Organism: Lipotes vexillifer (Yangtze River dolphin)
Lineage: Eukaryota; Metazoa; Chordata; Mammalia; Artiodactyla; Lipotidae
Product: aldose reductase-related protein 2-like
Exons: 9
Coding region: 1-816 (271 amino acids)
Molecular function (GO): oxidoreductase activity
Source: RefSeq, a predicted model, not a curated record
AUGACGGAUGUGUGGAGGGGGGUCUCAGCUGUCAUCGCUGGCAGCCAGCAGCCAAAUGAAGCUGAACUCAUGACGGGGCAGAAGACAACUAAUCUGCUCACUCACGACUAUUUUGCACUCACCACCGCCACCUUUGUGGAGCUCAGUACUAAGGCCAACUUGGGCCUGGGCACCUGGAAGUCUACCCCAGGCAAAGUCAGAGAGGCUGUGAAGGUGGCCACUGACAUAGGAUGUCGCCACUUGGACUGUGCCGUGGAGGAACUGGUGGACAAGGGGCUGGUGAAAAACAUUGGGAUCUCCAGCUUCAACCACUUCCAGAUCGAAAGGCUCUUGAACAAACCUAGACUGAAAUACAAACCAGUCAGUCAUCAGAUUGAGUGUCACCCAUACCUCAGGCAGGAGAAAUUGAUCCAGUACUGCCAGUCCAAGGGCAUCAUUGUCAUGGUUUAUAGCCCUCUGGGCUCUCCAGAUAGACCUGGCCCAUGGGUAAGACAUGAAGACUCUUCCCUACUGGAGGAUCCCAAGAUUAAGGAGAUUGCUGCAAAGCACAAAAAAUCCACAGCCCAGGUUCUGAUCUGGUUCCAUAUCCGGAGGAACGUAGUCGUAAUUCCCAAGUCUGUGACGCCAGCACGCAUUGCUGAGAACUUUCAGGUAAGAUUCCAGCUGGUUGGCCCUGGUUUUCUCAGUGAAGGAGGGGAUGGGAGAGAUUCCCUCACCAGGCCUCUCAUGCUGUCCCUGAGUUUUCUGUGGGCUUUUCCCCCUUCCCAGCACCUUGCAAUCUCUCAGGCCAGGGAGCUGACCUCAGAGCUGAGAUGA